AUGCAGCAAUUCCUCAUCUCUUGCCUUUGCAUAUUGUAUAUGGUUUUCGUCAAAGCGGUUGGAGCAGGACAAGAUACGUGCGCAGAAUCUAAGUGCAGUGAUGAUCAUGGCCUGGCUAUCCAUUUCCCGUUCCACCUUGAACAUCGUUGUGGUGAUCCUGGCCUUGAAUGCAGUGGUAGACAGGAGAAGGUUCUUGAGGAGCAAGUAGCACUAGUAAAAUUCUUUGUCAAAAGCAUAGAUUACAAGCGUGGGCUAAUCGAACACUUCCCUGCCCUACAGUCUUGUACAAGGAUGUAUGAUGUUUUAUCAGUUCCAUUUGGGAAUUGGGUUGGAGGUGACCUCUCUAUGCUUCGCUUCAAAUGGUCUGAACCAAAUUGUACCGAAUGUGAAGCAGAGGGCAAGAGGUGUAGAUUGAACAAUAAUGGCAACAAAAGUGAAGUUGAAUGUAUUCACUUGAGGAAAGCAAGCAAAACAAUGGAAUUUGUGGCAACGGGUGCAACGCUGGGUUCAUCCCUUCUUUUAGUGCUGGUCAUUGCAGUGUAUCGUGUCUAUAGCGCUGAUCAAAAGGAAAAAGAGAAUCAACUGAAAAUCGAAAGGUUUUUAGAGGAUUACAAAGCUCUCAAGCCAAGCAGAUAUUCAUACGCAGAUAUUAAGAGGAUCACAAAUCAGUUCAAGGACAAGUUGGGCCAAGGAGCCUAUGGAACUGUUUUUAAAGGAAAGCUUUCUUCUGAAUUCUUUGUUGCUGUGAAAGUACUUAACAAUUCUAAGGGAAAUGGGGAAGAGUUCGUAAACGAAGUGGGAAUGAUGGGCCAUAUCCACCACGUCAACGUAGUUCGCUUGGUUGGCUUUUGUGCUGAUGGAUUUAGACGAGCUCUUGUUUAUGAGUUCUUCCCCAAUGGUUCGCUGCAGGAUUUCAUUUCAUCAGCGGAUAGUAAGAACAGUUUCCUUGGUUGGGAAAAGUUGCAUGAUAUUGCUGUAGGCAUAGCCAAAGGAAUUGAAUAUCUUCACCAGGGAUGUGAUCAAAGAAUCCUCCAUUUUGAUAUCAAACCCCAUAAUGUUUUGCUAGACCACAACUUCACUCCAAAAAUUUCUGAUUUUGGUUUGGCCAAAUUAUGUUCCAAGGAUCAAAGUAUGGUGUCAAUGACUACAGCUAGAGGCACCAUGGGAUACAUUGCACCUGAAGUGUUCUCUAGGAAUUUCGGAAAUGUGUCUUACAAGUCAGAUGUCUAUAGUUUUGGAAUGUUGUUGCUAGAGAUGGUAGGAGGAAGGAAGAAUAUUGGUUCAAGCACAAAGGACGCAAAUGAAAUUUACUACCCAGAAUGGAUCUAUAAUCUUCUAGAAGGAGGAGAUGACCUACGAAUCCAUAUUGGAGAUGACGGAGAUGGUAAAAUCCCGAAGACACUUGCAAUUGUAGGGCUCUGGUGCAUCCAGUGGCACCCGGUGGAUCGUCCGUCUAUGCAAAUAGUGGUUCAUAUGUUAGAAGGAGGAGAUAACUUGGCCAUGCCUCCUAAUCCUUUUGUCUCUGCAGGUCCUACAACAACACAUGCAAGCAUCCCAGCAAAUCGCCUUGAGUUAGAAGCAAUUCCUGAGUUAGAGUAA
Messenger RNA from Prunus armeniaca (apricot), 1599 nucleotides. The record is from the annotation of a GenBank genome assembly. Lineage: Eukaryota; Viridiplantae; Streptophyta; Magnoliopsida; Rosales; Rosaceae.